Erigeron canadensis is the source of this 855-nucleotide messenger RNA. RefSeq lists its product as uncharacterized. Bases 64 to 495 code for a protein of 143 amino acids. The transcript is spliced from 6 exons. The record is from RefSeq and is a predicted model, not a curated record. Lineage: Eukaryota; Viridiplantae; Streptophyta; Magnoliopsida; Asterales; Asteraceae.
AUUACAGAAUACAAACCAACAAAACCUAAAUUACAAAGGAAACCUAAAUUGUGAUCGAAUAUAAUGGGGCAAUCAUGCUUAAAUAUAGGAGAAGGAGGAGAAAAUGAUGAAACACCAAGAUAUAUGAAGAUACCGAUGCAAGAUAUGAUGUUCGGCGAGGUUUUUGUUAACCCCAAAUACGAAGCAUGGAAACGGCGUCGUUUGAUUAAGGCUCUUCAACGCCCCCCUAGAGGCAUUGAUGCCAGACUUGCUGCUAAGGGUGUCCCGCCUGAUAGUGGAUUUAAAACGCUAGUUGAAGAGUUGGGUCUGACCAUGGAAGCUGUUGCACCAUAUAUGAGUGCUUUCAAACCUAAUACUACGGGCACCGAUCUCAUGCUACCCAGGAUAAAAAUCAUUCGCCCAAAAGUUAUAUGGAGGGAGGUGUCAAGCGACCUGCUGCAGAUCCAUCAGAACCAACCGGUAUCCAAACUGAAGGGAUGCAUAAUUACCCUCUGAAGUCCAAAUUAUCAAAUGAAUCCCUGGUGGUUGAUACAAACCCUGUGCCAGAACCAGAAGCAGCAACAGCAACUGCUGCAUUUUCUGGCACCAAAGCUGAAGUGCAAGGCGGAUCCCUUCUCAGACCCUGCGAUGAUCUUGGCGAGUGAAACCCUGCAGGAGAAUAGAAGGCAAAUGGUACCAAAGGGGAAUUGUAAGGAGGAUCUGUAACUUAACAAGGGGGAUCCACUCUUAUCUUUUGGUUUCUAAUGUCAUUGACGGUGUAAUGGAAUGUUUAAAUAAAUUUUGACGAAUGUUGACCUUAGCAUUAUGUUAUUACUCGUAUGUAUCCCUAGAUUAUAUGCAUGUAAUAUCUAUUGA